AUGACUGGUCUCCAAGCCACUGUCACCGACUUCUCUGGUGCCCCGACUCCUGUCGGCAGUCCCAACCCCUCGGCGUUGUCUCAAGAGAAACUGUAUGCAGUUUUGACUGAGCACCUCAACAAGAUAGAUGCUACCAUGAAAGGUGCAAACAUCGCUGCAGGCAAGACUCGCCUCACCAAAGAAGAGAUCGACGAGGUGAAGUCGGCGUUCAAGCAUGUGACUCUCAUCGACGCCGAGCCUUCUGGCAAACUUGAUGCUGGCGCCUCUCACGCAUCCAAGCCUGAGAAUGACAACAUUGUCCGUGGUGCUGGUGAAAAGACCAACAACACCAAGACUGCUGGAGACAAAGCAGGCGCCACGUCCACCAGAGUGAGCACUGCCAAGCAGAGUGCACCAUCCAUGGACCACAAGGUCGCUAUCCCUCUCAGUAGCUGGGCCAGCUUGCCAGUCUUGGUCGUGGUCGACAACGCUCACUUCUAUGUCCACACCGACGUCCUGGGCCGCAUGUUUUCCAAGGUCCUCUUCGCCCCCGGUGGCUCCUACUCCAUUGCCCGAUGCAGUGCCAAUGUUUUCCAGACCGCACUAAACUUCAUGUAUCGCGGCAAUUUGCAAGAGUUGGAGCUUGACACUAUCGACGAUGAGGACCUGGCUGCAAAUCUCUUCCAGUUUGCAAAGGAACAUGCCAACACUGUUCUUCUGGCUGGCUUGCUCCAGACUCGCGAGUUGGACUUGUUGGCGUCGCAGCACCUUCAAUACGUCGCUUACAUCUACAAGGCUGGUGUUCCCGACGCUCGCUUUCGUCAACACUUCAAAGACCAGCUCGUCGAUGCUUUGAACGAUGAAUUCGAGCAUGGCCACAACUCUGACAACACCGAGCCGGCCAUCAUGCUUCGUCUCCAGACUUACCUCAAUGAAGCUGGCUGCGCUUUCGAUGACAUCACCGAGUCCUUGCACUUUCUGUGGACUACUGCCAUGGGUCUCAAUGCUUGGGCAGCCUCUUGA
Molecule: messenger RNA, 1002 nt
Organism: Capronia epimyces CBS 606.96
Lineage: Eukaryota; Fungi; Ascomycota; Eurotiomycetes; Chaetothyriales; Herpotrichiellaceae
Exons: 2
Coding region: 1-1002 (333 amino acids)
Source: RefSeq, a predicted model, not a curated record